AUGGCCGCUUCUCACCUCGCCGUGCUCUCCGUGCUCGCGCUCCUCGCCGUGGCCGCCACGGCGCAGGCGCCCAGCGGCGCUCCCGCGGCGGCGCCCAAGGCCCCCGCGACGCCUCCCCCGGCGAUGCCGCCCCCGACGCCGGCACCGGUCGCCCCGCCCACGGCGGCCCCGGCCCCGGCUCCCAAGGUCGCGCCCACCCCGGCCCCCACGCCGUCCGCGUCCGCGCCGGCGCCCGGGGCCCCCACCGCCUCUCCUCCGGCGCCCGGCCCGGACGCGUCCUCCCCCUCGCCCUCCGCCGAGCCCCCGGCGACCCCGGCCGGCGCCGCCGCCGGCCUCCGCCCCGCCUUCGCCUUCGCCGCCGUUGCCGUCGCCGCGGCCAUCUACGCCUUCUAG
Molecule: messenger RNA, 393 nt
Organism: Sorghum bicolor (sorghum)
Lineage: Eukaryota; Viridiplantae; Streptophyta; Magnoliopsida; Poales; Poaceae
Product: arabinogalactan protein 1
Exons: 1
Coding region: 1-393 (130 amino acids)
Source: RefSeq, a predicted model, not a curated record